This is a messenger RNA of Dibothriocephalus latus, 291 nucleotides long. Lineage: Eukaryota; Metazoa; Platyhelminthes; Cestoda; Diphyllobothriidea; Diphyllobothriidae. The record is from the annotation of a GenBank genome assembly.
AUGGGCGAGCCGAAGUCUAUAUCCUUUAAGGAGGUGAAGAAGCAUAAUAAAAAGGAUGACUGUUGGGUGAUAAUACAUGAUAAAGUCUACGACGUAACGAAAUUCAUGGAAGAGCAUCCCGGAGGUGAAGACGUUAUCCUCGAACAGGCCGGCGGUUACGCGACUGAACCCUUUGAAGACGUUGGUCACUCCGAUGCUGCCCAUGAGCAAUUGAAAAAAUAUUGUAUCGGCGUGGUCGCUCGCGUUUGUUCCCCUUUUCCUUUUAAUCUUUUGUCUUAUGCAGGAAGAUGA